AUGAAAAAGAAAGUCCACAACAGAAGCAUUAAGAUCCAUCACAAGAGCAUGGAUGAUUACGUCUUGACUGGCCUUUACCCAAACGAAGAAUACUACAUAUGGGUUUCAGCAAAAAGCAGGAGGGGUGAAGGUGCGCCGACUUUUCCCCUGCUCGUCUCAACACAAAAGUAUGUGCCGAGUGAGCCACGUGACAUGAACGUUUUGGCGAUGAACUCCACAACGUUAUUCGUUGAGUGGAAGCCUCCCAUUGAAGUCCAGCAUCACAGGUUCAUUGAUGGUUAUCAGAUAUAUGUUCACGGGGAAGAUAUGGGCGAGAAUCUUCUCAUGGAGCAACACUCCAAUAGCGCUUCAAACGGAUCUUCACUGACUUACUUUGUCACAAAUCUCCAGCCGAAUUCGACAUACCGGGUUCAGGUGGCCGCCAAAACACGAAAGGGUCCAGGAACACGUUGCAAUCCAAAAGCCGUUAAGACACUCGGGGGAGUUCCUUCAAGACCCGCUCUCCAGAUAAGGUGGAAAUUCACAGAGAAAGGAUUCAAGUACGAGUUUCGAUUGGCUGCCCGCAAUGACGGUGGCUAUGGUCAGGAGGGGUUCAUUGAUAUCAGAACACCUGAAGGACCUCCUACUGGCCCCCCCACAAACAUUUCCUUCCAUUUCAUCACUUCAGACACCGUCGUGCUCACCUGGGAUGUCCCAGAGGUCUUCCAUUGCAAUGGCCGCAUCCUUGGCUACAAUCUCCGUCUCUACACAAAGUUAGGCGACCACCUAAUCUCGGAAAUUAAUAAUCUCGAAACGCCGAAGUUCGUUAUGAAGGAGUUGGCUGAGGACACUUCGUACUAUUUCCGGAUCAGUUCCUACACCACAGCAGGUUCUGGACCCUUCUCAGAAAGGAUGUACUGGAAGACUAUUCCUGCAAUUAUUUCUGCUCCUAGUAAUGUUCGAGCAGCGACAACUUUAGAGGAUUCCUUGGAAGUCUGGUGGGAUGAAGUUCGGCUACGCGAUAUCAUCGGAUAUAGGAUCUACUAUACAAUGAAUGAAACUAUUGACAUGGACAUGUGGAUGCACAAAGACACCCGGAGCACGUAUUCAGCUGAGCUGCAAAACCUUAAAAUAUAUCAAAGAUACUACAUCAGAGUGGCUGCCCGUGGCAAAGAAGUGGGGAUGCUUUUCUCCUCGCUGAAGAGUUAUGCAGAAUAUAAUGGAUACUUGGGGAAGCAAUCAAAGAUGAUCGUGGUGAAGGUAAAUCAAGAAGAUGUCCCUACAAAUGUUUACAUUCGGAAGAAAUAUGAAGAGUACAGUACUACAGCCAUUAUGUGGGAAUAUCCCAUUGCUUUCCAGCCCAUCGAGUACAAGGUCUGA
Molecule: messenger RNA, 1359 nt
Organism: Darwinula stevensoni
Lineage: Eukaryota; Metazoa; Arthropoda; Ostracoda; Podocopida; Darwinulidae
Source: the annotation of a GenBank genome assembly